This is a messenger RNA of Photinus pyralis (common eastern firefly), 1132 nucleotides long. RefSeq lists its product as uncharacterized. The transcript is spliced from 4 exons. Lineage: Eukaryota; Metazoa; Arthropoda; Insecta; Coleoptera; Lampyridae. Bases 407 to 1132 code for a protein of 241 amino acids. The record is from RefSeq and is a predicted model, not a curated record.
CUUUGGAGCACCUUUAAUUCUUCAUUCAGACAAUGGUCGAGAGUUUGUCAAUUCAGUUCUGGUAGAUUUACAUGCGAUGUGGCCAGAGGUAAAAAUUGUUCAUGGCAAACCUAGACACAGCCAGAGUCAAGGAUCGGUUGAGCGUGCCAAUAGGGAUAUUGAGGAAAUGUUAGGCGCGUGGAUGGAUGAAAAUCAAACAACAGACUGGCCUUCAGGAAUGAAAUUUAUCCAGUUCAAGAAAAACCGUGCACUUCAUUCUGGUAAAUGGGUUUUAUGCAACACAACAAAGUUCAGAAAAAUUUAAUCACCCAUUAUAAUACAUUUUCUUCAGGUAUUGGGAGAUCUCCGUACGAGGCCAUGUUCGGAUGUCCGGCUAGAGUAGGAUUAGCCUCAGCUGGCAUUCCCCAUGAUGAAAUUAAUCAUUUGUCCACUGAAGUCUUCUGAAACUUUGAUAGAAGAAAUGGGACGAGAGUCUAAUGACCUCGAGGAUCCUAAUCCGCAAAGGGAAAGAGGAGAUGAAGAAGGGAUAGUUCCACAAAUCAUCCAAUUCGAAUAUGAAAAUGGAACUAAUGAUACUGGAAGCGCGACUGAAAGCACGUACGAGGAUAGAAUAGUUUGCAACCAGUGCUCUACAGUCUUACCACUUGGCGAAGAAGCUAGUAAUGAUGGGAAGUGCAUUCAUUGCGAACGCCAAGAGAACAUUGUUAAUGAGCGUAAAAGAUCCAGGGAAUGUUUAGAAAAACAAGCCACCAAAAUGCUGAAACUGUCUAAUCGAAAAUUCUCCGACGUUCAAGCUGGAACUACCGUUCGUGUACCCAUACCAGACGUAGAUAGAGCUCGUGGUUCUCCCCGUAAUGUACUGGCUGUUGUUAAUAGUGUAGAAGACGGUUUAUAUAAACUUGGUACACCCCAUGGCGCGUUGAAGCAUAAAUUUACCAGCGAUUCCGCAAAAAAUAAAGAAAUUUCCCUGAGAGAAGUGGCCGCUGAAAAUAGUGUUUUAGGGGGACAGGGUUACAAACGUUGUCACUGCAAGGGCGGAUGUAAAAACAAUAAGUGUGCUUGUCGCGCUAACAAGAAAAUUUGCAAUUCGAAGUGCCAUGGAUCUCUCUCAUGCCACAAUAAAAAUGAUUAA